UGGUUAAAAGCCUCCUCCCCUUGGCUUUCAGGCACAUUAAUAUUAUAAACCUUUCUCUUCUGAGUUGCUUUAAGAGCACUAGCAGAACAUCAAACAGGGCGCAUUGAAGAGUCGACCAGUCCAUUGGAGAAUGAUUGAAGGCUUCCACGAACCUUUGUCUGCAGUAGUAUGAGGCCGCACAAUUUUCAGAAAAUUCUGGUGAUAUAUAUUUCUUUACUCUCCUGUACAGAAUUGUUGGGAUCUGACCACGUGAAUAGUGUUAUCCAUGGAAAAGAUUUGCAGGAUUCCAUGACCCUCACAAGAGAAAGCACAUUGAUUGAUUGCAGUAACCAAACAAUUGCACUGGUUGUGUACCCACUGUGCCCAAAUCCUGAGGAAUCCAAUUUUGUGUGGACUGAUUCUAUUACAGAACGGAAUUUUGGAAGCUUCAGGUUUGGCAUCGGGCUCAGCAAAAAUAAAACCAAGGGCAGCAAAUCUAUAAGAGAAUCCAUUACCCCUCUUACUCAAGUCCAGAGUAAUGAGCCGGUGUAUGUCACCGUGACAGCAGAGACAAAUCGGAGUGACACCAUGCUAAUUAUUAUCUCAUGCCAGCUUGUGAGUAAACGGAACAAAGUCAAAACCUACAUCAUCCAGGAUGGGUGUUUGGAUAGCAGGACAGCAGAGGAGAUAAAGGGAGAAUACAACAAGAGAGUGUUUAUCCUUCGCCCAUCGGGGCUCCCUCACGGGACUGACUCCUCCAUGGUAUUUGUAAGCUGUGAGGUAAAGCUUUGUCUAAGCACCAAUCAAUCACAACCCUGUGGUUCCAACUGUCCUGUGACUGUUCUUGUUCAUCAGCCAAUUAACUCAUUGAUGGAGACGGAGACCUAUCAUGUUACUGCUAAACCAAUCUAUGUGAUCCGAGAGUCAAGGAGAGUAGCUGCUACAAAUUACACCGCGCUGGUUGUUGGGCUGGUUCUAGGUGGCACUGUUGUGGCUGUGGUGGUUCUGCUGGUGAGAAAGUCUUUUUCUGGUGUGCGUCAAAGGUCUGUUCUAAUGGAUCUGUAAACUGGGAUAUAUCGUCUGAGCAAAUCACUGUACCGAGAACAGGCUGGGCCUGUUACCUAGUCAACAACAUAUAAACUAUUACAACAUCCCUAUUCAUCAUCUGUGGAUGGACAUUGAAGGAAAUAUCUCUGGCAUUUGAAAGUGGCAUUGUAUUUAAUCUAUUUUAAGUAUUAAGAUGCUCCCUGUGAACGAAGGACACAUUUAAACAUUUACAAGCUAAACUUAACCAAUUACACCACAGAACUGCUCUAAGAUGUAAAGAUAAUGCUGUUAUUUGGUAAUGUCCUAGAGCAGAGGGUUUACAGUACCACAAUGAGGUAUGUAAGGCAAUGUGACUGCUAUGAACACAGAGCUCCAUAGUUUUAUUACAGGAUGC
Messenger RNA from Pelobates fuscus (common spadefoot toad), 1420 nucleotides. RefSeq lists its product as uncharacterized. Gene Ontology annotation, cellular component: cell surface. The record is from RefSeq and is a predicted model, not a curated record. The transcript has 5 exons. NCBI's taxonomy places the organism in Eukaryota, Metazoa, Chordata, Amphibia, Anura, Pelobatidae. The coding region runs from base 169 to 1044 and encodes 291 amino acids.